This is a messenger RNA of Chaetura pelagica (chimney swift), 729 nucleotides long. RefSeq names its product coiled-coil domain containing 27 (gene CCDC27). The record is from RefSeq and is a predicted model, not a curated record. The transcript is spliced from 5 exons. Lineage: Eukaryota; Metazoa; Chordata; Aves; Apodiformes; Apodidae. The coding region runs from base 1 to 729 and encodes 242 amino acids.
AUGAUGUGCUGGGUGAGGCUCAGCCCCACGGCCCCCGGGCCCCCUUCCCGGGCUGGGCUCCGGGUCCAACUGGGUCACCCCAGCCGGGCAGACCCGCCGCUCCGCACCCCGACAGGGCCGGGAUUGGGGACAAACCGCCUUCCCGGCCGCAGGAAGGGCCCCCCGAGCUCCGGUUCUGCUCUGACCGCGCUGCCCAGGAGCCCCCGUCCCUGCCGGGAGCGGCGAUGGAAGGAUCCUGCCCCGGGGGAGCGGCCCCCGGCGGGGCUGCCAGCGACCUGGGCACUCCGGAGCCUGAGAGAAGAACGGAAACAUGAAGAAACGCUGGUGGCAAUGGAGAAGGAGAACUGCAGCCUUCGGCAGGUUGUUGCAGAACAAGAAUCCAAACUGGCUGAGCAGAACCAGCUGAUCACCAAGCUACAGGAGACAGUCAGCCAGCUGCAGGCAGAGAUUCUGAGCAGCCAACGCCGCAUCCACCAGCAGCAACAGGCCCAGGAGAUGAUCCAGAGCCAGACCGAGGCACUGGAGCACAGGGAGAUGCAAACCAGCGUGGCACUGCAACGCGCAAACUGCAAGUUUGAACGAUUCCGAAGCAAAGUAAUCCAGGCAACGUUCAGCGCACCAAGCAGCGAACCCCCCCAGGCAGAGCUCACAGACGAGGAGCUGCUGGAGGCAAUGCAGGUACUCUCUGGAACUCUGCUUCCAGCAGCCAGCAAGGGGCUGAUGAGCUAA